AGCGUAGGGGUGAGGAGGAGAGAGGGGGGAGAGAGAGGGACUCCGCGGCGGUGCGUGAGAGCGAAAUCUCAGCGCUUCUGGUGGAGGGCAAGCCGGAGGAGUUCGCGCCGCCCUCUCACCCUUCCCCUCCCCCACCACCCCGGGAGAGAGCGAGCGAGCGAGGGGGGAGAGAGAGAGAGAGAGAGAGAGAGAGCCAGGCGCUCCUCGCUUCUCCGUCCGGGCCGCGCUGGGCCUGUUGGUACCGCGUCGCGCCGACCGGCGAGGAGCCUUCGGCGUCGUCUCGGUUGUCGCCGCGAUGGCGCCGCUCCUGGGCCGCAAACCCUUCCCGUUGGUGAAACCGCUUCCCGGAGAGGAGCCGCUCUUCACCAUCCCACACACCCAGGAGGCCUUCCGCACCCGGGAAGAGUAUGAAGCCCGCUUGGAAAGGUACAGUGAGCGCAUUUGGACCUGUAAGAGCACUGGAAGCAGUCAGCUCACUCACAAGGAGGCUUGGGAGGAAGAACAAGAAGUUGCUGAACUUUUGAAGGAGGAGUUCCCUACCUGGUAUGAGAAACUUGUUCUGGAAAUGGUUCACCAUAACACUGCUUCCUUGGAGAAGUUGGUAGAUACUGCUUGGUUAGAGAUCAUGACCAAAUACGCUAUAGGAGAAGAGUGUGACUUUGAGAUUGGAAAGGAGAAAAUGCUCAAAGUGAAGAUUGUAAAGAUACAUCCUUUGGAGAAAGCUGAUGAGGAGGCCACUGAGAAGAAAACUGAUGGGGCCUGUGAUUCUCCAUCAAGUGACAAAGAAAAUUCCAGUCAGAUUGCUCAGGACCAUCAGAAGAAGGAGACCAUAGUAAAAGAGGAUGAAGGACGGAGAGAAAGUAUUAAUGACAGAGCACGUAGGUCUCCACGAAAACUUCCUACUUCAUUAAAAAAAGGAGAAAGGAAAUGGGCUCCUCCGAAAUUUCUGCCACACAAAUAUGAUGUGAAGUUGCAAAGUGAAGAUAAGAUCAUCAGCAAUGUGCCAGCAGACAGCUUGAUCCGCACAGAGCGCCCCCCAAAUAAGGAGAUUCUGCGAUAUUUCAUACGGCACAAUGCCUUACGCGCGGGUACUGGUGAAAAUGCACCUUGGGUUGUAGAAGAUGAGUUAGUGAAAAAAUACUCCCUGCCCAGCAAGUUCAGCGAUUUUUUGCUUGAUCCGUAUAAGUACAUGACUCUCAACCCCUCUACCAAGAGGAAGAAUGCUGGAUCUCCAGACAGGAAGCCCUCAAAGAAACCCAAGAGGGACAGUUCUUCUUUGAGUUCCCCACUGAACCCUAAAUUGUGGUGCCAUGUGCACUUGGAGAAAUCACUGAAUGGUCCGCCACUCAAAGUAAAGAACUCAAAGAAUUCCAAGUCUCCCGAAGAGCACCUGGAAGAAGUGAUGAAGAUGAUGUCACCCAACAAGCUACAUGCCAACUUCCACAUUCCUAAGCAAGGUCCACCUACCAAGAAGCCAGGGAAGCCCAGUGGCAACCCUCUAAAGGCAAAGGGCAGAGGCAAAGGUAUUCUGAAUGGACAAAAGUCCACAGGGAAUUCCAAAUCACCCAAGAAGUGUUUGAAGACUCCCAAGACCAAAAUGAAGCAGAUGACUCUGUUGGAUAUGGCCAAGGGCACUCAGAAAAUGACCCGGGCCCCACGGAAUUCUGGGGGUACACCUAGGUCCUCCAGUAAACCUCACAAGCACCUGCCUCCUGCUGCCCUGCACCUGAUUGCCUAUUACAAAGAAAACAAGGACAAGGAGGACAAGAAGAGCGCCCUGUCCUGUGUCAUCUCCAAAACAGCCCGUCUGCUCUCUAGUGAAGACAGAGCCCGGCUGCCAGAAGAGUUGCGGACCAUUGUUCAAAAGCGCUAUGAGCUCCUGGAGCAUAAAAAGAGGUGGGCUUCCAUGUCUGAAGAGCAGCGGAAAGAGUAUUUGAAAAAGAAACGACAGGAGCUAAAGGAGAAGUUGAGGGAAAAAGCCAAAGAACGGAGAGAGAGAGAAAUGCUGGAGAAACUAGAAAAACAGAAGCGGUAUGAGGACCAGGAGUUAGGUGGCAGGAACCUCCCAGCGUUCAGAUUGGUGGAUACCCCCGAAGGACUGCCCAACACCCUCUUUGGGGAUGUGGCUUUGGUGGUGGAGUUCCUGAGUUGUUACUCCGGGCUGCUCUUACCAGAUGCUCAGUAUCCAAUUACUGCCGUGUCUCUAAUGGAAGCCUUGAGUGCAGACAAGGGUGGCUUUUUAUACUUGAACAGAGUGCUGGUCAUCUUGUUACAGACUUUACUACAAGAUGAAAUUGCAGAAGACUAUGGAGAGUUAGGAAUGAAGCUAUCAGAAAUCCCACUCACUUUGCACUCUGUUUCAGAGCUGGUACGGCUCUGCUUGCGCCGAUCUGAUGUCCAGGAGGAGAGCGAAGGCUCAGAAACAGAUGACAAUAAGGAUUUGGCACCAUUUGAGGACAAUGAGGUGCAGGACGAGUUUCUAGAGAAGCUGGAGACUUCGGAGUUUUUUGAGCUUAGCUCGGAGGAGAAGUUGCGGAUCCUGACAGCACUGUGUCACCGGAUCCUCAUGACCUACUCUGUGCAAGACCACAUGGAAACUAGGCAGCAGAUGUCUGCAGAACUGUGGAAGGAGCGGCUUGCUGUAUUGAAGGAGGAGAAUGAUAAGAAGAGAGCAGAGAAACAGAGGCGGAAAGAGAUGGAAGCUAGAAACAAAGAAAACGGAAAAGAAGAGAAUGGGUUAGGCAAAGCUGAUAGGAAGAAGGAGAUUGUGAAGCUUGAGCGCCAAGUAGAUAUGGAGGCUGAAGACAUGAUCAGUGCUGUGAAGAGCAGAAGGCUGCUUGCCAUGCAAGCUAAGAGGGAGCGGGAGAUCCAGGAGAGAGAGAUGAAAGUGAAACUAGAGCGCGAAGCUGAGGAAGAACGGAUACGUAAGCAUAAGGCAGCUGCCGAGAAGGCUUUUCAGGAAGGCAUUGCCAAGGCAAAGCUAGUGCUGCGCAGAACCCCUAUUGGUACAGACCGGAACCAUAAUAGGUACUGGCUCUUCUCGGAUGAGGUUCCAGGAUUGUUCAUUGAAAAAGGCUGGGUACACGACAGCAUCGAAUACCGAUUCAACCAUCAGCGCAAAGACCACGCAGACUCCCCUGAUGAGGACUACUGUCCCCGCAGUAAGAAAGCAAACUUGGGCAAAAAUGCAAGCCUGCAUACACAGCAUGGAUCAGCUCUAGAAGCUGCUGUGGAGACUACUGUGCCCAAGCAAGGCCAGAACUUAUGGUUUUUGUGUGACAGUCAGAAGGAGCUAGAUGAGUUACUAAACUGCCUUCAUCCUCAGGGAAUAAGAGAAAGCCAACUUAAAGAGAGACUAGAGAAGAGGUACCAGGAAAUUACUCACUCCAUUCAUUUGGCUCGGAAGCCAAAUUUAGGCCUCAAGUCCUGUGAUGGCAACCAAGAGCUCUUAAACUUUCUCCGAAGUGAUCUCAUUGAAGUUGCAACAAGGUUACAGAAAGGAGGGCUUGGAUAUGUAGAAGAAACAUCAGAAUUUGAAGCCCGGGUCAUUUCCUUAGAGAAACUGAAGGAUUUUGGGGAGUGUGUCAUUGCACUUCAGGCAAGUGUCAUAAAGAAAUUUCUCCAAGGCUUCAUGGCUCCCAAGCAAAAGAGAAGGAAACUCCAAAGUGAAGAUUCCACAAAAACUGAGGAAGUGGAUGAAGAGAAAAAAAUUGCAGAGGAAGCAAAGGUUGCAUCUGCCCUGGAAAAGUGGAAGGCAGCAAUCCGCGAAGCUCAGACUUUUUCCCGAAUGCACGUUCUACUUGGAAUGCUUGAUGCCUGCAUCAAGUGGGACAUGUCUGCAGAAAAUGCUAGAUGCAAAGUUUGUCGAAAGAAAGGUGAGGAUGACAAACUGAUCCUGUGUGAUGAGUGUAAUAAAGCCUUCCACCUGUUCUGUCUGAGGCCGGCCCUCUAUGAAGUACCAGAUGGCGAAUGGCAGUGUCCAGCUUGCCAGCCUGCUACCGCCAGGCGCAAUUCCCGUGGCAGGAAUUACACUGAAGAGUCUACCUCUGAAGACAGUGAAGAGGAUGAGAGUGACGAGGAAGAAGAAGAGGAAGAGGAGGAGGAAGAGGACUAUGAGGUGGCUGGUUUGCGGUUGAGACCUCGGAAGACCAUCCGGGGCAAGCAAAGUGGCAUCUCCCCUGCUGGGAGGCUAGGCCGACCGCCCGGCAAGAAGCCACAUCCGGCCAGGAGAUCACAGUCAAAGGCCCCACCUGUGGAUGAUGCUGAGGUUGAUGAGCUGGUACUUCAGACCAAGCGCAGCUCCCGGAGGCAGAGCCUGGAGCUACAGAAAUGUGAAGAGAUUCUCCAUAAGCUCGUGAAGUACCGCUUCAGCUGGCCAUUCAGGGAGCCUGUGACCAGAGAUGAGGCCGAGGACUACUACGACGUGAUCACCCACCCCAUGGACUUUCAGACCAUGCAGAACAAAUGCUCGUGUGGGAGCUACCGCUCCGUGCAGGAGUUUCUCACUGACAUGAAGCAGGUGUUUACCAACGCCGAGCUCUACAACUGCCGCGGCAGCCACGUGCUCAGCUGCAUGGCGAAGACAGAGCAGUGUCUGCUGGUUCUGCUGCAUAAGCACCUUCCAGCCCACCCCUACGUCCGCAGGAAACGCAGGAAGUUUCCUGAUCGCCUCACUGAUGAUGAUGGGGACAGUGAUCCAGAGCCCGUUGGACAGCCCAGGGGACGAAGACAGAAGAAAUAGAGAAGCAGGGCCCUGGUGAGGGAGCUGAGGUGGGGGAACGAUAGGAGACCAGACCAUUAGGGAGGGUGGGGCAUCAAGAAAAGAUGAAGAGCUUGAAGGGGAAGCGACCGACUGUAGGCAUACAGAAACACAUGUCACCCCAGGCUUAAGCUGUUGGAGAAAGCUCCCCACCCCGGGCCUUAAUCAAGCAGAAUUCUUGGGGUCCUGAUCCUAAGCUGCUGAUCCUUACUCAGAAGGACUAGUGGGAGAUGCAGGCUGUACCCUGUGUCCUGAGAGUUUGAGGAAGUGCCCAGUCCUCCUCUCCCCUUAGCUCCUCCCACCUCAGCUCCUAGGCAGUGCCAAGUUCUGGUCUCCAAGAAGGUGCUGUACCCCACAGCAGGAUGGAGAGUCAGGCCACUCUGGGAGCGGUGCAGAUCUGUUUUGAAUCUAUAUUUAUACACAGUCCUAUUUCUCUAAGCCCACACUCUGUCUCGUCCUCCCUCAGGUGGCGGUAUCCAUGAGUGCCAUACAGAGUUCUGUAUUCACCAGCGUCAUGGGACAGUGUGAGCCUUGGGUUGAUCUUGAGCAGAGUAGAGACAUUGCCUGGAGCCAUUCCUGAGUGCCCUUUCCCUUUGUGACAGCCCUCUACCCACUCCCACCACCUCACCUCCUCAAAAACAGUAAACUAAGGCACUUCCCAUAGACUGGAGUCCUGCUUAUGAUCAUGCAUAAGGCCUUGGCUUUGAUGGGUCUGGCCAGAGGGGUGUUGGAGCCCAGCCCACCCACAACCCAGACAAGCUCUCUUAUAGGGAGCAGAAGAAGAGCAGGAAGAAGUUAAAUGUUUAAUUUUUUUAAAUUGACUUUUCUAGUUAUUAAAAUUGCUUGUUUCAGCAGUGAUAUUGUAUAAAAACAUCUUGUAAGAUAUAUGUCAUCUUGCUUUGGCACAUGUACAGUACAGUUUAUAUGAUACGUGUUUGCUUUCUCCCUUGCUGUCCUUGAGAGACUGGCUUGGGAGCACGUCAAGGGCAGGUGGUGGGAUCUGGGGUUGGGGACCCUCUGCCAGCCUGUCCACAGCUGCUCCUCCAAGUCCACCCUGACCCAGACAUGGAGUUCCUGGGCCUCCGUGGUCAGUGUCAGUGCCGGGAGGAGGCAGGGUGGGCCACGCAGCCCUUUGUAGCCAGCCUGGCCUCAGUGUUGUAUUUAGGCAAAAGUUUGUAGUCUGCCAUCCCUUUUAUGACAGAUUUUGAUAAAAGUACAAGACAGGGUUGAAUUUUCUUUUCUAACAACUUUGAAUUUGGAGAAUGUGAGCUCUCAGCUCUUAAGCACUCAUUUAAAGAAAAAGAAACCCACCACAGCACCGGAAGUGCCGCGGCUUCCAGGUGUGGUCCAGUGGCUUGGAGUAAGCACUGACAUUCAGCGACAUGGUCCCAGCCACCGCCCCGUCCCCCGCUGCUUCUCCUGAUCGGUGUUAGAGUGAGAAUCCCAUGUUCCCACGGCAGUGACAUCUCAAUCAUUGAUGGCUUUUUAAAUUGUGUUAAAGGAGGAAGGGCCCCAUGAAAGGGUGGACUUGUAAUAAAUUUGGAACUUCAAAUAAA
This is a messenger RNA of Jaculus jaculus (lesser Egyptian jerboa), 6315 nucleotides long. It is a transcript of the gene Baz1b, whose product is annotated as bromodomain adjacent to zinc finger domain 1B. The transcript has 19 exons. The record is from RefSeq and is a predicted model, not a curated record. Gene Ontology annotation, cellular component: WICH complex. Gene Ontology annotation, molecular function: protein binding; histone H2AXY142 kinase activity. Gene Ontology annotation, biological process: chromatin remodeling. Lineage: Eukaryota; Metazoa; Chordata; Mammalia; Rodentia; Dipodidae. The coding region runs from base 296 to 4741 and encodes 1481 amino acids.